AUGGGCUAUUACGACGACGAAGGCCACUACCACAGCUUCCGUCACGGUCUCCACAAAGCCGCAGACCGCAUCAUCCACCCAUUUGAGAGCCACGACCGCCGUCACCACCACCACCACUCCGAGGGACGUGUUGAGCACGAAGAAGACGUUGUUGUCAAGGACCGCGAAGUCACCAUGAGCGCACCAAGAUACGACGGAGGAGAGCGCUCCUACCGCGCCGAGCGCCGUGGUGUGCCAAACACCAUCACCAUUCCAUGCCACCACAUCCGCAUCGGUGACUUGCUCAUCCUCCAGGGUCGUCCCUGCCAGGUCAUCCGCAUCACCACCUCUGCCCAGACUGGCCAGCACCGAUACCUCGGUGUUGACCUCUUCACCAAGCAGCUCCACGAGGAGUCUUCCUUUGUCAGCAACCCAAGCCCAUCGGUCGUUGUCCAGAACAUGAUUGGCCCCAUCUUCAAGCAGUACCGCGUCCUGGACAUCCGUGACGACGGCCGCGUUGUUGCCAUGACCGAGACUGGUGAUGUCAAGCAAGGCCUCCCAGUCCUCGACCAGAGCAGUCUCCUCAACCGUCUGCAAGACUCGUUCAACAACGGCCGUGGCAGCGUUCGCGUGCUCGUCAUCAGCGACGAGGGCCGUGAGCUUGCUGUCGACUACAAGGUCGUUCAUGGCAGCCGUCUGUAA
Molecule: messenger RNA, 681 nt
Organism: Fulvia fulva
Lineage: Eukaryota; Fungi; Ascomycota; Dothideomycetes; Mycosphaerellales; Mycosphaerellaceae
Product: Woronin body major protein
Exons: 1
Coding region: 1-681 (226 amino acids)
Biological process (GO): positive regulation of translational termination; positive regulation of translational elongation
Molecular function (GO): translation elongation factor activity; RNA binding; ribosome binding
Source: RefSeq, a predicted model, not a curated record